CCCUCCCACCAGCUCUUAAGGGUCUGUGACUUCCCUCCUGACCAUCUCAUAUGGAACUCUUUACAGAGAUGGGACUUUCCUUUUCCAGCCCCUGAAGGUGCUCUCACCAGCCUGCAGAGCGAGGGGAGCCACACUUUCCCCAGCCAUCUGGGGUUGAGCGCUUCCUGUCCUGAAAUGCAGCUGCCAAGGAUCCUUAGAGGGAUGACAUGCUACUCUCCUCGUUUCCCAAGGGACUGGGACUGACUUUCCUAAGCCUCAGGGAGCCUCUUGAUGAGGAUGGGAUGCCCCCAAUCGCUAAGCCCAGGGCACAUCACAGCUUGAAGACAUCCGAGAUAUUGGAUCUUCGCUGCUACCCUGCUGUGGAUAUUCUUGUGUUGCCACUCCUCCUCCCCACUGAAAGGACACCAACUGGAAUCCUGAGAAAUUGCAAUGCAGGUUUCAAAUCUCCAAUCCAGUCUCCACGGUCCUGUCAAUCAGAUGGAGUCAAUAAGGAAGCCCUACAGCAUGAAGUUGAAGAACUGAAACAGAAGGAUCUUGCUCUGGAUCAGGAAAUUUCACAGUUGUUGGCUGAAGGUUACAGCCUGGAGGAAUUGGAGAAACACAUCUCUUUGCUCCAUGAGUACAAUGAUAUUAAAGACACUGGACAGAUGCUGCUGGGCAAGCUGGCAACGAUUAGAGGGGUCACCACAAAGGAGCUGUACCCCAAAUUUGAUCUGGAACUUACUGACUAGCAUUGAAACUGAAGACUACAAUCUCCUGCAGAGAUCACCAUUACUGGGGUACUGCGUGUUGGUACCGUACACCUUGAGAACUUAGAAGGACAGUAAAAAUGCAGAGACUUUCAAGGAAGUGUUACUUGACCGCUUCAUUUCAAAGACUAACUUCUAGAAUGGAAAAGCUAUUGAAUCCAUCCCAUGUUCCCUGUUUCAGGAAAAGUGGCAUUCUGCUCUUUGGCAAUGAGAGGAGUUUCAGUUGAAGUGUUAGGCUCCUCUUACUGUUCAUUAUUUAAAAAAAAAAAAAAAGGUUAUAAUUCAGAAUUAAUAGUUAACCCCUUCACUGUUGCACAUGUGAUUGGGGUUCUUUGACAUGUUGAUGGUCUAUGGGCUUCUUUAAGGAAGUCUUACAUGGGGAAGCAAUUGUUAGGUAUCAGUAAAUGGAUGGAGGAAGCAGCAGUGGAGAUAGAAUAUGCAGAGCUGUGUGUGUUUGUUAAAAACCUCAGAAGUGGGAAAGGAAUUCUGCUAAGAGCAAGGUGUUUAUAUGCCUCGUGCUGAAAAAGCUGUGGGUGCUCAAUGUUAGUGCCCCACUGAAUUGAGUUCUGGAAGCUGGUUGUUGCAUAUGUAUAAUAGUAAAUAAAUGGAAAAGCAUUAACUUG
Messenger RNA from Emys orbicularis (European pond turtle), 1372 nucleotides. RefSeq names its product SWI5 homologous recombination repair protein (gene SWI5). The record is from RefSeq and is a predicted model, not a curated record. The coding region runs from base 207 to 731 and encodes 174 amino acids. Gene Ontology annotation, cellular component: Swi5-Sfr1 complex; Swi5-Swi2 complex. The transcript is spliced from 5 exons. Gene Ontology annotation, biological process: double-strand break repair via homologous recombination. Lineage: Eukaryota; Metazoa; Chordata; Testudines; Emydidae.